UCAUAAGGAUAGCAAUUCACACCUGUGUGUUACUCAUACGUUUGUUCACAUAGCAUCAUCCAAGAAGCGGAAAUCCUCGAAUACCCUCGCCAGCCAACAAACUCUUGACGCAUUUUAUAACACACCUCGUGGCGAGGCUCUUUCAAACACACCAACUGCAAAAUCUGACUCACCUCUCAACAAGAGAACAAAGCAAUCCACCACAUUCGACUUGGAAAAUAUGUCUCAGCGCAGCGACUCUGACCAUUCUCCCGCAAAUGUCAAGCUAGGGUUUGUAACCCCGGUCACUACGCCUUCGAACGGGAAUACCUCCAACUCCAAACUGCUAUCGGGGAACUUGCGAACGAAGGCUGCCCCUAAAAAACUUAUCAUUAGGAACUUCAAAGUCAAACCCCAAUUACCACCAAACUAUGAAGACGAGACCUGGGAUAGGCUUAAGCGAGCGGUUCAUGCCAUUCAAAAUCAUGAGAAAGUGCCCGAGAGCUUGGAGACCCUCUACAAGUCGUGCGAAAACCUUUGUCACCAUAAAAUGGCCGACAGAUUAUACACUCGGCUGCGCGAAGAAUGCGAAAAACAUGUUCAGGUUGAACUUCAAAAGCUUAGCAGUAACUCCAAAACAGGCGUCUUUUUCUUGGAAACUGUCAGCCAGACUUGGGCAGAUUACUGUAAUCAAAUGAUUAUGAUACGGAGUAUCUUUUUGUACUUGGAUAGGACUUAUGUUUUGCAGUCUAGCGGUAUUUUUUCUCUAUGGGAUAUGGGCCUAGAGCUAUUUCGAAGCCAAUUAUUGCAGGAAACGUCACUACGAGACAAAAUCGUUGAAGGUUCUAUAGAUGUGAUUACGACCGAGAGAUCUGGCGAUACAAUCAACUCCUCCUUACUACAAUCGUUAAUUCGCAUAUUCAUCGACCUGUCACUAUAUCAUGAGGUGUUUGAAGAGCCGUUUCUGCGGAGGACGCAAUUGUUUUACCGGUCAGAAGGAGAAAAACUCGUUCACAGUUUGGAUAUGGCUGAAUACCUGCAACACGUUGAUCAAAGGCUGAAAGAAGAAGGGGUUGAGCGAAUCAAUGCGUACAUCGAUCCAAGUAGCAAACCAAAACUUAUCAAAUUGGUUGAGGCCGAAUUGCUGGAGCGGCAUGUCGAUACUAUCUUGGAGAAAGGAUUCCAGCCUUUGCUUGAAGACAACAGAAAAGACAUUCUGGCGCUCAUGUACCGCCUCUUGUCUCGAGUGCAUGCUUUGGAUAAACUUCGAACAUACUUCUUUGAUAGUUUAAAGAAAACGGGUGGUGCCAUCGUGACCGAUGAAUCCAGAGACUCAACCAUGGUUCAGUCCCUGCUGGCCUAUAAGCAAAAGAUAGACUCUAUCCUUGCCGAUACCUUUGAUCACAAUUCUCAGUUUGCCAAUAGCAUGAGAGAAGCUUUUGAAAGCUUUAUCAAUUCUCGGCAGAACAAGCCAGCUGAACUUAUUGCGAAAUUCGUCGACAGUAGACUACGAAGUGGCAACAAGACGGCUACAGACGAGGAAUUAGAAAGUUUGCUGGAUAGGGUUCUCAUCCUCUUCCGAUUUAUUCAUGGUAAAGAUGUUUUUGAAGCGUUUUAUAAGCGAGAUCUGGCAAAGAGACUCCUGCUAGGAAAAAGUGCGUCAAUUGAUGCCGAGAAAAGUAUGCUGUCAAAAAUGAAAACAGAAUGCGGCCCUGGUUUCACUAGCAAGUUGGAAGGCAUGUUCAAGGAUAUUGAUAUAUCUCGAGACCUUAUGUCCAAUUUCAAGUUGAAUAACUUAUUCAUUCCAUAUGAUAAGAUGGCCAACUCGCAAGAAGUGUUUAAAAAUUUUUACAUGAGUAAACAUAACGGCAGGCGACUCAUGUGGCAAAAUAACCUGGGCCACUGUGUCGUCAAGGCAACAUUUCCAAAGGGCAAGAAGGAACUAUUGGUCAGCUUAUUCCAAACUGUGGUAUUACUCCUCUUUAAUGAUCAGAAGCGGGACCAUUUAACCUACAACGAAAUUAAGGAAUUGACUAAUAUUGAGGACAAGGAACUUUCAAGAACUCUACAAUCAUUGGCAUGUGGUAACUCUAGGGUAUUGAAGAAGAAUCCACCGGGUCGAGACGUCAACUCGUCGGACACGUUCUCGUACAAUGAAACAUUCACCGCCUCCCUAUACCGCCUUAAGAUAAAUACCAUUCAGUUAAAGGAAACUGUGGAAGAGAACACGAGGACACGUGAAGGCGUAUUCCAGGACCGUCAAUAUCAGGUUGAUGCUGCGAUCGUUCGUAUUAUGAAGACCCGAAAGUCCUUAAGUCACAAUAUGCUCAUCAAUGAACUAUUCGAACAACUUCGGUUCCCAGUCAAAGCAACUGAUAUUAAAAAGCGCAUUGAGUCGCUUAUUGACAGAGAGUACAUGGAACGUGAAUCAGAGGAUAGCUCGUCGUACAGAUAUUUGGCUUAGCCUGUUCUAUACAAACUUGAUACAUUGUAAAUACGCAUGUCGUGAAAUCUUGCCGU
Molecule: messenger RNA, 2499 nt
Organism: Umbelopsis ramanniana AG
Lineage: Eukaryota; Fungi; Mucoromycota; Umbelopsidomycetes; Umbelopsidales; Umbelopsidaceae
Exons: 16
Coding region: 221-2443 (740 amino acids)
Biological process (GO): DNA damage response; ubiquitin-dependent protein catabolic process; protein ubiquitination
Cellular component (GO): Cul4-RING E3 ubiquitin ligase complex
Molecular function (GO): ubiquitin protein ligase binding
Source: RefSeq, a predicted model, not a curated record